AUGGCAUUCCUCAUUUGCAUUGCUAGGAGGGAGACAAUAGACAACCAAAAGGGGGAAAACACUAUGCCGAUUGGAGAGGUUGUACUGUCUGCCUUCAUGCAGGCACUCUUUGAGAAAGUGCUUGCUGCUACUAUCGGAGAGCUGAGAUUCCCUCGAGAUGUCACUGAAGAACUGCAUAACUUAUCGAGCAUCCUGUCAACAAUUCAAUUUCAUGUUGAAGAUGCGGAGGAGCAGCAAUUGAAGGAUACGGCUGCACGCAGCUGGCUUGCCAAGCUCAAGGGUGUCGCGGAUGAGAUGGAUGACUUGAUUGAUGAGUAUGCAGCUGAGACUCUGCGAUCCAAACUAGAAGGUCCAUUCAACCAUGACCAUCUGAAGAAGAUAGUGCAGCAAAUAAGGAAGAUUGAGGGGAAACUCGAUAGGCUUAUCAAAGAAAGACAGAUUAUUGGUCCAAACAUGAACAGUGGGACCGACAGGACGGAGAUAAAGGAGAGGCCCAAAACAAGUUCACUGAUCGAUGACUCAAGUGUGUUUGGAAGAGAAGAUAAAGAAACCAUUGUGAAGAUGUUGCUGGCCCCCAAUAACUCGGGCCAUGCCAACCUUUCUAUUAUUCCCACAAUGAAGCUUACCAAGGAAACAAUUGAAUCAGUUGCUAGUGGGUUCUCAUCAGCCACAACAAACAUGAACCUGCUUCAAGAAGACCUCUCAAAAAAGCUGCAAGGUAAAAGAUUUCUUCUAGUCCUUGAUGAUGUAUGGAAUGAGGAUCCUGAAAAAUGGGACAGAUAUCGCUGUGCUCUAGUUAGCGGGGGAAAGGGAAGCAAGAUUAUAAUUACCACACGAAACAAAAAUGUGGGGAUACUAAUGGGCGGGAUGACUCCUUACCAUCUAAAGCAGCUAUCAAACAACGAUUGCUGGCAGUUGUUCAAGAAACACACAUUUGUAGAUGGUGACUCCAGUUCACACCCAGAAUUGGAAAUGAUAGGCAAGGACAUCGUGAAGAAGUUGAAAGGCCUGCCACUAGCUGCAAAAGCAGUAGGCAGUUUACUAUGUACCAGGGAUGCAGAGGAAGAUUGGAAGAACAUAUUAAAGAGUGAAAUAUGGGAAUUGCCAUCAGACAAGAAUAACAUAUUGCCAGCUCUGAGAUUGAGCUACAGCCAUUUGCCAGCCACACUAAAGCGAUGUUUUGCAUUUUGUUCAGUGUUUACCAAAGAUUACGUCUUUGAGAAAAGAAGGUUGGUUCAAAUCUGGAUGGCCCUUGGGUUCAUUCAGCCUCAAGGAAGGAGGAAGAUGGAAGAAAUUGGGAGUGGCUAUUUUGAUGAAUUACAAAGCAGAUCCUUCUUCCAAUACCACAAAAGUGGAUAUGUAAUGCAUGAUGCCAUGCAUGACCUAGCACAGUCUGUCUCAAUUGAUGAGUUCCUAAGAUUGGAUGAAGGCCUAAGACUGCAUGAUCCCCCGCACAGCAGCAGCCCUGAAAGAAGUGCCAGGCAUCUAUCAUUCUCUUGUGACAACAGAGGCUGGACCCAAUUUGAAGCUUUCCUUGGAUUUAAGAGAGCUCGCACACUUUUACUACUAAAUGGAUACAAAUCGAUAACAAGCUCUAUACCCAGUGAUCUGUUCCUCAAGUUGAAGUACCUUCAUGUGCUUAAUCUGAACCGACGAAAUAUUACUGAGCUGCCUGAUUCUAUUGGUAACUUAAAAUUGCUUCGAUAUUUGAAUCUUUCAGGCACUGGAAUAGCAACGUUGCCUUCAUCAAUUGGUAGGCUCUUCAGCCUGCAAACACUGAAGCUGCAAAACUGCCUUGCAUUAGAUUACCUCCCAAAGACCAUAACCAAUCUCGUAAAUCUUCGAUGGCUAGAAGCAAGAACGGAGUUGAUCACUGGCAUAGCUGGAAUAGGGAACUUGACUUGCCUUCAACAGCUGGACGAAUUUGUUGUCCGUAAGGACAAAGGAUACAAGAUCAGUGAGUUGAAGGCAAUGAAGGGGAUCACAGGACAUAUCUGCAUUAAGAAUCUUGAGAGUGUGGCUAGUGUGGAAGAGGCUAAUGAAGCUUUGCUAAUGAAGAAGACAAACAUCAACAAUUUACACCUUAUAUGGUCUGAAAGGAGGCGCUUGACUUCAAAAACAGCAGAUAAAGACAUAAAGAUACUUGAACACCUUCAACCACAUCAUGAACUCAGUGAGCUGACAAUAUUGGGGGUCUCCAUGCCAUUGUUCACAUCAACCAAGAGCCAAGAGUUUUCAGGAAUCAGUGAAGUCAAGGGGUUUCCAUCACUGAAGGAACUCGUAUUUGAAGACAUGUCUAACCUAAAAGGUUGGGCUUCUGUACAAGAUGGUCAGUUGCUUCCAUUGCUCACAGAACUUGCAGUGAUUGACUGCCCACUACUAGAAGAAUUCCCAUCUUUCCCAUCAUCAGUAGUGAAGCUCAAAAUUUCUGAAACAGGGUUCACUAUUCUUCCAGAGAUACAUACUCCAAGCUCUCAAGUUUCAUCAUCAUUGGUAUGCCUACAGAUUCACCAGUGCCCAAAUCUAUCAUUAGAGCAAGGAUUGCUUUGCCAGAAAUUAUCAACACUCCAGCAAUUAACCAUCACAGGCUGCCCAGAAUUAACUCACCUGCCAGUUGAAGGAUUCAGAGCCCUGAUUGCUCUUAAGAGUAUUCAUAUCUAUGAUUGUCCGAAGCUGGAACCAUCCCAACAGCAUAGUUUGCUGCCCUCCAUGCUUGAAGAUCUACGCAUCAGCUCGUGCUCCAACCUAAUCAAUCGUCUUCUUCGAGAGAUUGAUGAGAUAUCCUCAAUGAUAAAUCUUGCCAUAACUGAUUGUGCCAGCCUUCACUAUUUUCCAGUAAAGCUUCCUGCCACUCUGAAAAAGUUGGAGAUCUUCCAUUGUAGCAACCUAAGAUGCUUGCCUCCUGGUAUAGAAGCAGCAUCUUGUUUGGUAGCUAUGACCAUUUUGAACUGUCCUCUUAUACCAAGCUUGCCAGAACAGGGCCUCCCACAAUCACUGAAAGAAUUGUACAUCAAAGAAUGCCCACUGUUAACAAAGAGCUGCAAAGAAAAUGAUGGUGAAUAUUGGCCUAAAAUUGCUCAUGUACCAACCAUAGAGAUUGAAGAUGAUAGUACCAUGACCGACUGGAGCAUAAGAAUAAGAUUAUUCUAA
Molecule: messenger RNA, 3150 nt
Organism: Miscanthus lutarioriparius
Lineage: Eukaryota; Viridiplantae; Streptophyta; Magnoliopsida; Poales; Poaceae
Source: the annotation of a GenBank genome assembly